Molecule: messenger RNA, 2663 nt
Organism: Protobothrops mucrosquamatus (brown spotted pit viper)
Lineage: Eukaryota; Metazoa; Chordata; Lepidosauria; Squamata; Viperidae
Product: T-box transcription factor TBX18-like
Exons: 3
Coding region: 1-663 (220 amino acids)
Source: RefSeq, a predicted model, not a curated record
AUGGGGCUGGAAGCUUUAGUAGAAUCUUACGCAUUCUGGAGACCGUCACUGAGAACACUUACAUUUGAAGAUAUACCUGGGAUUGCAAAACAAGGAAACACUAGUUCUUCCAGUUUGCUCCAAGGAUCUGCCAAUGGGGUACCAUCUACUCAUCCACAUCUCCUUCCUGGGUCACCUUGUUCUUCUCCUGCUUUUCAUCUCACUCCCAAUACUAGCCAGUUCUGCAGCCUUGCUUCAGCUGACUAUACGGCCUGUGCUCGCUCAGGUCUAACCCUUAACAGGUACAGUACUUCCUUGACUGAAACCUACAACAGGCUUGCAAAUCAAACCAGUGAGACCUUUGCAACUCCAGGAACCCCCUCUUACGUUGGCGUACCAAACGGUUCAGCUGUGAAUAUGCCUGUGGCAGCAUCACUGCCACUACACAUACCUAUGUUGAAGAGGUGGAGGGGCAAACUGGCUGCAAGUCCUGAGAAAAUUGUUUCUUCCCAAGGAACUUUCUUGGGGUCAUCACCAAGUGGAACCAUGACUGAUCGGCAGAUGUUGCCCCCUGUAGAAGGAGUGCACUUAUUUAGCAAUGGGGGGCAGCAAAAUUUCUUUGACUCUAGGACCCUAGGAAGCUUAACACUGUCAUCAUCUCAAGUAUCUGCACAUAUGGUUUGAUAAAUACUUCUAAAAUAAAAGUACAGUGCAUUUCUUUUUACAAUGUACCCCCCUCUUUUGGAAAAAUGCCAAGGUGAUUAAUAUGACUUGUAAUUGUAUAAAUAACAACAAAAGAAAAUAGUUUGAAUCUUUUGAUUUGCCUGUGGGCAAAUAUUUGGAUAGAUUCUGGCAUCUGAGUUAAUCUGAUUUAGUUAUCGGAAUAGUCCAUUUAGUUUCUGAGUAGCAUGCACUUCAUUUUAUAACACGUUUGGCCAUAUGCAACAAAUUAAGCAGGACUUCCUCCAGCACUCUUUCCCACAUUUUUCCUUCUUUAAGGAACAAAACAACACUCAAAUCUGAUGUAUAUGAAACAAAAAACAUUUCACCAUGUAUACGUUGUACUUGUGUAUUAUAUGUUUGUGUACAAACUAGUCUGAAUACAGUGAGCCAGUGCCAUAAUGCGUACAUUACUUCUCUGUUGUAAGAGACAUAACCAACCUUCACUAGACUUAAUCUAGACAUCAAGUUACAUCAUGCUUUCAAAACAAAGAGACAGGAUCAUUUUCUUUUUCAGCUUUUAUGAUGUACUGGUUGAUUCUGUGCUGUGCUCUUGUCCUUAUGAUGCAUUGCUAACAUAGGACUAUCUGCUGGCUUUGCAUCAAAUUGCAGAUGUAGUGUGACAACUAAAUUAUGGAGUGAAAGGGCAAUAUGUAAUGUUUUGUACAAAAUAAAUUUAAAGGAGACUUAUUCCAUGUGAAGAAAGUAUAAAGAUUUUCUAUAUAGAUUUUCUAUUUUUUAAUUAUUGAACAUAGUACUACAAACACAACAAGACAAGAUUUCUAAACCUUUCUGUAUCUUUCUUGUUGAGGAUAAUGUUUCAAGAUGAUAAGGCAGUUGGGUGUAUUUUCACACCAUUCUGUAAAACUGCAAAAAAAUUACCCACAUACUUUUCUCCCAGUAUAAGUGAUUAGACUUGAAUGCUAACUUCUUUUGAAUUUACCAGAAACAAAACAUGGUGUUUAGUAAUUGUUGAUGAUUUGAACUUUAUUCCAGUGACAACAUCUUGCACUGUAUUAAUAAGUUGUUUCCAAAUUUUGACUGGAUAUUAAAAUCAGGUAUUAAUACAAAAAGCUGCACACCUCAGAUUUGAUAGUUCCUAAAAAUUAUGUACAUGACCUUUGAAAUUACAUUAUUGUGCAGCAAAGUAACUGCAAUGGGUCCAUUUCCCCCCCAUUUUUAUGGCUAGCAGUUCUUCCAUUCACCAACCUUUCAAAAUUUUUAUAUUAGGAACAUGUCCUACUAGAGAUUUAAUUCCAAAAAGAUUCUUCAGGAUGUGUAGUGGCACAAAAAUACAUUUCAGCAGCUAUGUAAAGUAUCUGUAUCUUUUUCUAGGACCAUGCAAUUGCUAUCUGAUCCCAGGAAAAGAUGUAAUUGCUUUAAAUGGUUGCCAACGGGCUUAGUUCAUGCUGCUGUGCAUUCUGAAGCACUUUUUGAAAUCAAAUUUAAAACUUUGCCCAGUGCUAAUUUUUUAUCUCCUGCAAUGUGCAAAUCCUUAAAACUUUUAUCCCCAAAUAUAACUUUGUUGGAAUAAAUUAGACUGCAUUGUAUAAACACACUUGGUUUUAUUUUUUCUGAAAUAUUUAUUUGAAUGACUAUAACUGUUAAUAAAAUAAGAGGCCAGAGUACAGACGUUCUAUAAAGCAAUCUUUACAAUUUUGGAAAAAAAUCAAGGGAAAAUUCAACAUUAUUAUGCUAUCUGUUUUCCAGUAUACUAUACACGGAACAAGGAGACCUAAUCUGGGCCAAUAGGUACAAUGACUGGCCGUUUGUAUCACUUCUCCAAUGUUUCAGAUUGUACUUAUAAGCAAAAUAAAGGCUGUCUUAAUUAUAAAUCUUGCCAAGUGCAUAUGUUAUUCUGGUUUUGCUUCUUUAUUUUGAAUCUAAAUUCCAAAUUCCGACUAGAGUAAUUUGAAUUCUCAGGGCACGGUCUGCUAUACAGGUUCAGGUCCAAGCAUAUUAUC